AUGCAUUCUCAAUCAACAGUUAAAGAACUGCUAAAUGCGACAGAUAUUAGCAACGAAAAAAAAAGUGAAAAGUCACAGACAGUCACUCAUAACAUAAAUCAAAAUCGUUACAGUGCUGCUAAUAGUAAAUGGGCAUCACCUAUUUCCGGUAUUCUCAAUGAUGAAGAACUUCGUCUCGAACAAAAAAAAGCAGAAAAAUCAAAACGUCUUGAACAACGUCGUAACCAUUUAUCUGCUAUACUUGAAGCAGAUAAAAAUAAAUACCAGUCAGAAUUGCUUUCAUAUCGUCGAUCUUCGCAUGAAGCGAUACCUCCAAUGAACAUGCCAAUCGAUUUCUUUCAGUCAGCAUCCGAACAUUCGCCGCAACCUGAAACAACGAAUAAUUUCGAUUUACAAACAAUGGAAAUCCAUAAAUUGCAAGAUUUGUCUUUCGAACAACGAGAUGACAAACAAAACGAACGGAAACGACGACACCAACAAUUGAAGUUGAUUCUUCAACAACAAAUGGAAGAAUUCAAUCAAUUAGAGAAACAGGCGGAACUUUUCAAACAGGAAGAAGAACAUUGGUAUAAAGAACAAAUAAGAUUAGAAGAAUUUCAAGAAAUUAGAAGACAAACAGAAAACUUUCCUAUUCAACAAGAUCAAGGACGUCAACUUCUUCGUCAACAUAAAGCAAAAUUGCAUAAACGAUCAAAAGAAGUUCAACAACGACUGGAUAUGGACAUUGACAUUCUUACAUCAAUUGUGCAUCCCGAAUACGAAUCUCGUUUGGAACAAUUCGAUGAACAAAAACAAUUAAAGGAAAAUGUCUCCAAUGUUCUUCAGCAAUUUCAACAACAGAUGAGAGUUGAGAAAAACAAAGAAAAAGAAGUUGAUGACAUGUAUCCAGAAGAUGCUGCCAAACAAUGGUCUCGAUAUGAUCAACAAUGGAAUGAUGAACAAAAAACACAAAAACAAAAGGAAAUCUACGAAAAACAACGAACUUUAAUUGAAGAAAUGGAACAAGCACGAAAAUACGAUUUGAUCGAAAAACAAAAGCAAACGACACCAAUCGAACAAAAGCCACAAAUAUUCAUCGUCCGUAAGGAACCAGAACAACCGAUUGAAUACGAAGAAUCAAAACAAACUUUCGAACAACCUCCAUUGAUACCAACAACCGAUUCACAAUUCCAUGGUCGUCGUCGUAUUGCUUGGAAUUAG
This is a messenger RNA of Adineta ricciae, 1200 nucleotides long. The record is from the annotation of a GenBank genome assembly. Lineage: Eukaryota; Metazoa; Rotifera; Eurotatoria; Adinetida; Adinetidae.